AUGCUACUAACAAUGUCCCUCUCAUCCUCACUCAACUCUCUCACUCUCUCCACUCCAUUCCUCCAUGGAACAACCCAACUCUCUCACUUAUCAAAACCCAAUUCUCCUCUCUCUCUCCUGCCCACAAAGCCCUUCACUUUCCUCCCUCCAAUCAGGGCCAUGAAGUCAAUGCAAGGCAGGGUUGUUUGCGCAACAAGUGACAAGACUGUGGCUGUUGAGGUUACAAGGUUGGCCCCACAUCCUAAGUACAAGAGAAGGGUCAGGAAGAAGAAGAAGUACCAGGCUCAUGACCCUGAGAAUCAGUUUAAACUUGGAGACCUUGUCCAGCUUCAAGAGAGCAGACCCAUUAGCAAGACUAAGAGUUUUAUUGCUGUGCCUGUACCGGCCAGGAAGAAGAAGGAGAAGAAAGAUGGUGACGAGGGAGGAGUGGUGUCUCAACAGCUUGGAAUUCCAUUGGAGUCUCAACAGGAACAGCAGGCUUAA
Dovyalis caffra is the source of this 483-nucleotide messenger RNA. NCBI's taxonomy places the organism in Eukaryota, Viridiplantae, Streptophyta, Magnoliopsida, Malpighiales, Salicaceae. The record is from the annotation of a GenBank genome assembly.